Dioszegia hungarica is the source of this 633-nucleotide messenger RNA. RefSeq lists its product as uncharacterized. The record is from RefSeq and is a predicted model, not a curated record. Lineage: Eukaryota; Fungi; Basidiomycota; Tremellomycetes; Tremellales; Bulleribasidiaceae. The coding region runs from base 1 to 633 and encodes 210 amino acids. The transcript has 3 exons.
AUGCGCCGUAUAGCCUCGAGAGACUCAGAGAGCGACGGAGGUCCACCGAGCCCUGGAUCGUACAUUCUCCCGCUACUGGUCAUCGUUGUCUUGUGUGCGGGCUACGUAUGGUACAGCCGCAGGAAGCGACGAGACGCCAGCUUCGAGCUGAGAGAUGUCUUGAAGUACCGACCGCCAGGAAUGGGUAAUCCCGAUGGCGUCCGUCUGAGUAUUGACGAUAUGCCAUCCAGAGCGGAGUUCCUGACCAAUAACGCAUCUACCGACUCCCUCCCGGACAAUGUCGAGCUCCCCGUCUUCUCCCGCCCUCCAACGCACACCGCCUGGCAAGGCACCUCGAGUGGAGGAAGAGGCCAUCCGUCAUACAACUCAGCAUCGCCCUCGGGCGCCUCUACGCCCUUCAUGGACGAUCCAACACCGGCGCAGGGAAAAGCAGGAAGGAUUCUGGGCUUAGGGGGUGGAAUGAAAAGCGCAGGCGGGGGCUUUGGGCGGAGAUCAAUGCGGAAUAAGGGGCCCGUCGAGGCGGAUAGCAGUAGUGAGGGGGAUGAGUCUGAUGAGGGCGGUGCGCGUGGUGGAGAUGGGGGAGGGGCAGCGGUCUUCGGCAUAGGCGAUGAGGACGAGGAGGAACGGCUUUGA